CACUUUCCACCAUAAGUUUCCUUAAACGUCCAAGUAUUCAUUUCAUUAAAAUUUUACCGAACCCUGAACAUUCCUAGUAGAUCUGGCAUCACUGGUUCAUUCAUAUUCCAAGUAAGUCACCACACCAUGCUUUUGAAGUGACGUCACUGUCGAUUUUCAAGGCGGGAAGCAGCUGAUCUGGUGUAUUAUUGUUUACAACACAAUUAUAGGAAGUGGUUGUGAUAGUUUUCGUUCAAUUUUACUUUGGGAAUAUGUAAUCAAAUCAGUUGACUGAUAAAUUUGAUAAAAUGUGAAGUGCUCAGUGUAUAACAAGUAGAUUUAAUAUUUUAUUGUGUUUGUGUUUUAGACCGGGAACGGUAACCUAACCUAACUUAUGAUAUGAAGUUUUCACCUUAGAAAAUAAACAUGCACAAACAACUUUUUCCAUUUUGGGGGAAAGAGGUGCAAAUUCUUUACGAAAAUCUUAAAUGAUUAUUGUGAAGUGGGUUGAUUCUGCUUGUGUAGGAAAGUGAGUGAAAACAAUGUAUUGUAAAUAUCAGCUUUUGUGAAUGAAAAGGUUCGGUACAAAAUCAUACGAUUCACUGAAAAAUAUCACAAUACUAUCAACACAUACUAUUCAGACGAAAAAUGUAGGAUCGAAUGAAACUCAGAAAAGUAGAAGGAAAAAGUCAGUGAAGAAAUCUCUGAGAGGUGGAUCCUUCACUUCAGCAAAUGAAAUGUCACGCAAAAAAUGUAAGGGAUUCAAACCAGAAGCUGUCAAUGGUUUAUUUAGAUGUCCCGAAUGUUAUGGUUUUUGUUCAAAAACUAGCAAAUUCUGCAAAAGAUGUGUAGCAUUCAGACAGAGAAAUGGCAUAAAGAAAAAUCAUCCUAAAGUUAAAAUAAUGGCAGAAAAAAAGGCAUUUUUGGGAAAACGUGGUAAUCGAUAUAGGUGUGAACUUUGUAAAGGUUUUUGCAGAAAACAUGUCAGAUACUGCAGAAAAUGUUUGAGGUCUAUGGAAGGGGAGCCGUCGAACUCUGAAAAAAGGACAAAAAUACAAAAUGAGCUGUACACUAAGCAACCAUAUUCAUCAAACUCUAAUCCUCGUAAUAGCUACACAAAUGACGAUAAGGGAAGCGCAAAACAACAAGUUCUUUCGUCUUCUAAUAUCCCGACUGAUACAUCAAAAACAAAUUCUGUCGACAGGAAGAUGCCUGUCACUUUGGAAACUGAAAUGAUUAGUCAGAAACAAGUGAAAAGCAAAAUUUCAAAAUUAGAAAAGACCACACGUUGGAAGAGGUCAAAAGUUGUAGAGGCAGAUAGUCCUGUAGAAGUUGCACCAACAGCAAGUCAAAUCGCAAGACCUGACAAAGUAACUGAAAAAAAAACUGACGAAGGGAAAACACAGCCACAAAAAUAUUUGAAUGAUCUUUCAUAUAGAGAGAUUAUUUCUUCCAAUGAAAGUUCUUCUAAUGCUGAUGAAAGUUUACCUGUAAUCAUUAACGAAUCGGAUAGUUUUGUUGAUGACUGCCGAUAUGUUUCGUUUGAUGAUAUUCAAGGUAUACUAAACGAAGAUUACACGAGUAUGACAUUGCAAGAGCUCCUUUGAUGAUAACCAAUUAUUACUGCUUCCAUUAUAUUCCGAUGAUUUUCAUUAUUUGUAAUGGUGCAUGUUGUCUUAUAUAUCAAUUAUUAAAUAAAGUUACAAACCAU
Leptinotarsa decemlineata (Colorado potato beetle) is the source of this 1690-nucleotide messenger RNA. RefSeq lists its product as uncharacterized. NCBI's taxonomy places the organism in Eukaryota, Metazoa, Arthropoda, Insecta, Coleoptera, Chrysomelidae. The record is from RefSeq and is a predicted model, not a curated record.